Molecule: messenger RNA, 3150 nt
Organism: Wyeomyia smithii (pitcher-plant mosquito)
Lineage: Eukaryota; Metazoa; Arthropoda; Insecta; Diptera; Culicidae
Exons: 1
Coding region: 1-3150 (1049 amino acids)
Molecular function (GO): nucleic acid binding; zinc ion binding
Source: RefSeq, a predicted model, not a curated record
AUGAAUACUUCUCUUCGCGCGAAUGAUACGACGCAGCAACCUACCGUUGAGCACGUUCGUCUCCCACAAAUCAAACUUCAAACGUUUGAUGGAAAUAUUGAUGAGUGGUUGAGUUUUCGAGAUCUUUACACUUCGUUGAUUCACUGUAAGGCCGAUCUACCCGAUGUUGAGAAGUUCCACUACCUAAAGGGAUGUUUGGCUGGUGAGGCAAAAGCGUUGAUAGACCCACUAUCUAUUACAAGGGCAAAUUACCAAAUUGCCUGGGAUACGCUUACAAAACGAUAUAAUGAUAGCAAAUUUCUGAAACGAAGGCAGGUGCAAGCACUUUUCAAGCUACCUUCGUUAACGAGAGAAUCUUCCGCCGAGUUGCAAGCCUUGUUGGAAGGGUUUGAACGGGUCGUACAGACAUUGGAUCAGCUUAUUCAACCAGUAGAUUACAAAGAUAUGCUGCUGUUGGACAUUUUAUCCACACGAUUAGACAAUGCAACGAGACGGGCCUGGGAAGAAUAUUCCUCAACGAAGGAGAAUGACACGGUGAAAGAUCUAACUGAGUUUCUGCAAAGAAGAGUACGAGUCCUUGGUGCAUUACACACGAAGCCCACGGAAACUAAGGCAGAGUUUCCGCUGCAGUUCAGGAAGGUUUUGAAUCCACCUCGUCAUAGCCAAAACGUAACUCAAAAUACGACUGAGAAAUGUGUGGCGUGUUCAGAGUCUCAUCUGUUGUAUCAAUGCUCAGCGUUUCAGCGGCUAACGGUUUCCGCUCGUGAUAAAUUAUUUCGUACGCACUCUUUGUGUAGAAAUUGUUUUGAAAGAGGGCAUAGGGCCCUGGAUUGUCCAUCAAAAAACGUAUGCCGCAUCUGCAAGGAAAGGCAUCACACCUUGGUGUGUUCCAGAGCUGAGAGCAAUCAUGCUGCUAAGGAAAGAGUGAGCAAGGAUAGUGGUUCAACUAAGGACGUGUUCACUCAGGCGGCUAGUACAUCGGUUACUCAAGUGUCUGCUAAUGUAUCGGGUCAUCGAAUAUCGUCCGUGCUGCUAGCUACAGCGGUCGUUUUGGUGGUAGACGACCAAGGCUUUCGUUUUCCAGCACGAGCCUUGCUGGAUUCCGGUUCCGAAUGCAAUUUUAUGACAGUAGGUUUGGCGCAGAAAAUGAAACUCAAAUGUCGAAGGUCCGACGUGGCAGUAUGUGGAAUUGGCGAAUCUACUUCCAGGGUAAAACAAACGACAAAUACUACCAUCAAGUCUCGAGUAUCAGAAUUCUCGCAUAGGAUCGAAUUCCUACUGUUACCGAAGGUCACAGCAAAUCUCCCAACAACAAAUGUGAGUUUGGCUGGAUGGAAAAUCCCGACAGGUGUCGAACUAGCGGACCCAGCCUUUUUCGUAUCGAAGGCGGUCGACUUGGUGCUUGGCAUACAGCAUUUUUUUGCAUUUUUCAAUACCGGAAAUGAGGUUCGGUUGGGUGAAAACCUCCCGAUGCUUACUGAGUCAGUCUUUGGAUGGGUAGUUUCCGGGGCGGUGGAUAAUUUCCAGCAUAGUUCGGUUACUUCCUGCAAUAUGGCGGUCGGUCUGGAAGAAUUAUUAUGUCGGUUUUGGUCCUGUGAGGAGAUUGGGUCUCCCACAAAUUAUUCUCCGGAAGAGUUACGCUGCGAGGAGCAGUUUGCUCAAACUGUGGAACGAGGGUCCGAUGGUCGGUACACAGUUUCCCUACCCAAGGUUGAAGGCGCAUUGGCAAAGAUUGGCGAGUCAAAGGACAUCGCAUUUCGGCGACUGCUGGGAUUAGAACGUAGGUUGCUGAAGGACGUAGAGUUGCGGCAGCAAUACGAUCAGCUUAUGGAGGAAUACCUACAACUGGGACAUAUGCGUAAGGUAGAAACGCGUUCCCUAGAGCAAGUAACUCGCUGCUUUUUACCACAUCAUCCGGUGGUUAAGCAGGAGAGUACUACUACUAAAGUCAGGGUAGUAUUUGACGCGUCCUGUAAAACGGCAACCGGAGUGUCGCUAAAUGAUGUACUACUGACGGGGCCGGUAGUACAAGAGGAUCUUCGAUCGAUUAUUUUGCGGAGUCGAACGAAGCAAUUCAUGUUAGUUUCUGAUGUCGAGAAAAUGUUCAGGCAAAUUGAAAUUAACGCAGCGGAUAGGCCGCUUCAAAGCAUCUUGUGGCGUACAGAUAGCAGCAAGAAUGCCAAAACCUAUGAGCUAACCACGGUGACGUACGGGACCAGGCCCUCACCGUUUCUAGCAACCAGGACUCCCAAACAACUCGCUAUGGAUGAGCGAACACAUUUUCCUCUCGCAGCAAGGGCUGUGGAGCAAGACGUGUAUAUGGACGACGUUUUGACUGGGGUCGAUAAUGAGGAAACAGCAUUAAAUUUAAGAAUGCAGUUAGAGGAAAUGCUACAGAGAGGCGGUUUCCGAUUGAGAAAAUGGGCCUCAAAUUGUCCCUCAGCCUUGCAAGGCAUGUCAGAGGACAAUCUAGCACUGAUAAAAACUGAAGGAUACCAAUUAGAGCCCGAUCCAGCGGUGAGAACGUUUGGGCUCAUCUGGCAUCCAAACACGGACGUUUUUAAAUUUCGGUUCAAGGUACCAGAUUUAACUGAAGGCGAAACACUAACGAAACGCAGAGUUCUUUCAAUCAUCGCUACACUUUUUGAUCCGCUGGGCAUGAUUGGAGCGGUGAUAACAACUGCUAAGGUGUUUAUGCAGUUGCUGUGGUGCUUGAAGGAUGAAAAGGAUAACCGAUUGGGGUGGGAUCAGCCCCUACCAGUGAAGGUUCAAGGUGAUUGGAGAUAUUUUCACGGUCAGCUACUAUUGUUGAACGAGCUGGUGAAAAGUCGUUGUGUGAUUCGACCGAAAGCAGUCUCUGUGGAGCUGCACGUGUUUUCAGACGCGUCCGAGCAUGCGUAUGGAGCGUGUGCGUAUGUCAGAAGCAUAGAUACAGGAGGAAAUGUUUCAGUCGCACUACUCACUUCCAAAUCUAAGGUGGCACCGCUACAAUGCCAAUCCAUACCAAGGUUGGAAUUAUGCGGAGCACGCAUGGCGGCAGAACUAUCGAAACAAGUGGUUGAGGCUCUGAAAAUGGACAUGGAAAUGACCUUUUGGACGGAUUCCACCUGCGUUCUCAGAUGGAUCAACAUGGACAACGUUUGUUGCUAA